AUGAAGCAUAAAUUAUCGAUUUUGCUUGUCAUUAACCUUCUCCUCCUGAUAACCUUUGGCGAUGUGAUAAAGGGGGAUAAUCUUAUUAAUAAAAGAAAGGAUAUAUGGAUAUCUAGAUUUACUGUAGGAAAAGGAACUCCCAAAAAGAAUGAAGAUUUCAAUGAUAAAAAUAGGGAUAAGGAUAACAAGAAAGAUAAAGAUGAUUUCCUAACGAGCGGCAACAAUAAGGACGAUAUGAACGACUCCCGCACCAUAAUGCUUUUGAGAGAAAUUUACGAAAAAGACAACCAACUAAGUAUCAUUAGCAGAAAAAAGAAAAAGUAUAAAACGGCUACCUUCACCAUGGGUACUCUAUUAACCGUAAUAGCAUUACGUGCCUUAGCGGACCUAGCCGCGAAUGGCAUUUUAAAGCUCAUCCAGAAGGAAGAAAGUAUCCUCGGUGGACUAAUGUUUGACAAGUGGAGGUUUAACAAAUUAAAAAAAAAUAAUUUGCUUUUUGAUUAA
Molecule: messenger RNA, 504 nt
Organism: Plasmodium inui San Antonio 1
Lineage: Eukaryota; Apicomplexa; Aconoidasida; Haemosporida; Plasmodiidae
Exons: 2
Coding region: 1-504 (167 amino acids)
Source: RefSeq, a predicted model, not a curated record